Messenger RNA from Cornus florida, 1584 nucleotides. RefSeq lists its product as uncharacterized. Bases 1 to 1584 code for a protein of 527 amino acids. The record is from RefSeq and is a predicted model, not a curated record. NCBI's taxonomy places the organism in Eukaryota, Viridiplantae, Streptophyta, Magnoliopsida, Cornales, Cornaceae. The transcript is spliced from 7 exons.
AUGUCAUUGCCUAUUCCUGGACCGAAAUCACCUGGUAAGGAAAUAGAUGUGUACUUGAGACCAUUGAUUAAUGAGCUAAAAGAGUUGUGGGCGGAUGGUGUAAUCACUUAUGAUGCUACUACCAAGCGUACUUUCAGAUUACACGCGUCGGUAUUAUGGACUAUGAAUGACUUUCCUGCCUAUGGAGAUUUGUCUGGUUGGGUCACAAAGGGGUACAUGGCAUGUCCUAUUUGCAACGUGGAUAAAUGUUCAAUGCGUUUGGAGAAUGGAAAAAAGAUUUGUUACAUGUGCCAUCGUCGUUGGCUACCACCGGAACAUAGAUGGAGAAAUUGGUACAAACAGUUUGAUGGUAAAACAAAAGACAAUGUGAAGACUCGAUUGGAUUUGCAAUCAAUGGGCAUAAGAAAGGAAUUACAUCUUAUUUCUAGAAGUAACAAGUUUUUUAUGCCACCUGCAUGCUACACAUUGUCUAAAGAAAAGAAAAUAAGCAUUUGUGAAUGGUUGAAGGCUGUGAAGUUGCCAGAUGGAUAUGGUUCCAACAUAUCUCGCUGUGUGAAUACUAAAAAUUGUACUAUAUCUGGUUUGAAAAGUCAUGAUUGUCAUAUACUUCUGCAACGUCUUCUUCCAGUUGUUAUUCGUGGAAACAUAUCAGAUAAGGUGUCCAAUGCAUUGGUAGAGCUUGGAUUAUUUUUUAAAGAGUUGUGUUCCGUUCAUUUGCCUCGUGAGGCUAUCCUUGGCGGGCCAACGCAAUAUCGUUGGAUGUAUCCUAUUGAAAGAUUUUUACAUACUUUGAAAUCAUAUGUUCGCAACAAAGCACGGCCUGAAGGUUCAAUUGCUGAAGCUUAUAUUGAUAAUGAGUGUGUCACGUUUUGUUCGAUGUAUCUUCAAGGGGCUAGACAUUAUGAAAUGAUAGGAUCUGCAGAUCUUAAAAAGGCUCAUUUUUAUGUGCUUAACAAUUGUACAGAAGUGGAGCCAUUCCUACGUGAACACAAGGAAGAUCAGAGUCAAGAUCCUAACCAUGUAAUGGAAUUUACUGAAUGGUUAAAGGAUUGCGUCGUAGUAUGUACUGAUGAUCUUUUUUCCUUAGCUUGUGGCCCUGACUCAAGAGUAAAUCGAUAUAUAGGCUGCAUUGUGAAUGGAAUUAGGUUCCAUACGAAGGAUAGAGAGAAAAAUAGAAAAACACAAAAUAAUGGUGUGAUAGUUAAAGGAGAAGACAUUGAUUUUUAUGGUUGUUUAACAGACAUCAUUGAAUUGUCUUAUGAUAAGAAAAGACAAUUAUUUUUAUUCAAUUGUGAUUGGUUUGAUGUUAGGGCUGGAAUUCAUAAAGAUCAAUAUUUCACUAGUGUCAAUCUCUCCCGUAAAGCUUAUAAUGAUGACCCAUUUGUGCUAGCUGACCAAGCAAAUCAAGUUUUGAACCUCAAGGACAAUAAAUUAAAGGGUCAAUGGGAAGUUGUGCAACAGAUUAAUCCUAGAAACACCUACGAUGUUCUAGAGAAGGAUAAAGAUGGGUUAAAUGAAAGAGAAAGUAGUGAGGAGGUUGCAUAUCAAGACUUUGAGUCUUUAGAGGUUAAUGGGGUUGUUUGA